This is a messenger RNA of Caenorhabditis briggsae, 996 nucleotides long. NCBI's taxonomy places the organism in Eukaryota, Metazoa, Nematoda, Chromadorea, Rhabditida, Rhabditidae. The record is from RefSeq and is a predicted model, not a curated record. The coding region runs from base 1 to 996 and encodes 331 amino acids. The transcript has 7 exons.
AUGUCGAGACAACAUGAACAACCACCAACACCGACUUUCUCUGAGAUUCGACAACGUCUUCAAUCUGGGGAAGAUUUCGAUCUAGCACAUCGUCUACAAGAACGAGAAUAUGAGAUGUACUACAAUCACAAUCGUAAUGUUAAUGGAACGAUAGUGAGUGAUAGAAAAAAGACGAGAGAAGAACAAAUGGCAGAGGACGAACAGGCGGCUUCAUUGAGGAGAAUGGGCUUGGCUGAAAGAUGUAUGACAGAUGAAGAAUAUGCCAGACAGCUUCAAGAAGAAAUGGAUCGUAUGGAUGCUGCAGAGCAAAUGGAUAAAGAUGUUCAAAUGAGAGAAGAUGCUAGACUAGCAUGGCUUCUUCAGCAAGAAUCCUCCGGAGCCUCUGUUUCCCAAGCAACCCCUAACCAAGACUUGAUUUCAUUUGAAGAACCGGUACGGAGUGGAGUUCGAUAUGUAACGGAAAUCCAAUAUAAUAACAUGGCUAAUCAGUUUCUCGGUUUAAUCAACAUGCUUGUUAUUGUUUUCAGCCGAUUCCAUCAUCCACAACAACGUCUUUUUCUUCAACAUCACAAUCGGCUAACAACUCAUGAAUCAUGCCAACUUUCGCUUUCCAUGGUUAAUCAUAUACUUUCAUCUGUGUAUUCCGUUUUUAAUAAACAGAUCCAAUUGUUUUUUGCAAAAAGUCAUUCAUCAUCGCCUCACUUAUAUGAACAUCUUGUUUUCUUUCAGACAAUCGUCUGGAAUGUUGAAUGUGAAACAGACAUGUAUGAUGAUUCGUCAAUUGUUAAAACAGAGGAAACUGAGGAAGUGACACCUUGCGCAUUGAAUGAAGUGUGGAUGGUCUGUUCGUCUUGUGAAGAAGAAUGUGGAAAACCUCCUCAACCAUGCCCCAGAAUCUGUCAACCAGCACGUUGUCAGUGUCCAGCACACAAAGGAUACAGAAGAAAUAGCAAAGGAGAAUGUGUUUUUUGCCAUGAUUCAGUACCAAAACUUUAG